GUGUGGGAGAGAGAGCGAUGCCGGCCCUAGUUGUGUUCCAGCGACGAUGGAGGAUUGGAAGUGACGAUCUGGUCAUCCCGGGCAUCAUAGAAGUGUUACUGCGUGCAGGAUGGCUGGGGUUGACACUGACCCUCAUGGUGCACCACGAAUCAGAUACUUCCAAGUGUAUGAGCGGCAGCCACCUCCUGCGCGUGUAUCUCAUAGGUAGUUUGGUCAUCCUGUGGGUGACGUUACUCAUCACCUUGGUGUUGGUGUACUUCAGCAGUAGAGGCACCAUCAUGAACACGGCCCCUCGUAAACACGUGUCUUCCCUCAUUGUUAUAAG
Molecule: messenger RNA, 325 nt
Organism: Homarus americanus (American lobster)
Lineage: Eukaryota; Metazoa; Arthropoda; Malacostraca; Decapoda; Nephropidae
Product: diacylglycerol lipase-beta-like
Source: RefSeq, a predicted model, not a curated record